Messenger RNA from Danio aesculapii, 2718 nucleotides. It is a transcript of the gene rmnd5b, whose product is annotated as required for meiotic nuclear division 5 homolog B. The transcript has 10 exons. The record is from RefSeq and is a predicted model, not a curated record. Gene Ontology annotation, cellular component: nucleus; GID complex; cytoplasm. Gene Ontology annotation, molecular function: protein binding; ubiquitin protein ligase activity. Lineage: Eukaryota; Metazoa; Chordata; Actinopteri; Cypriniformes; Danionidae. Gene Ontology annotation, biological process: proteasome-mediated ubiquitin-dependent protein catabolic process. Bases 101 to 1276 code for a protein of 391 amino acids.
GAGCCCAGAAGAACAGCUCACUGCAGCGCUUCAGGGACGUCUGCUGGUGAACUGGUGUCAAACAGGACGGCGCGUGUGUGUGUGUUUGUAAGCUGUGCCGAUGGAGCAGUGUGCGUGUGUGGAGAGAGAACUGGAGAAGGUGUUGCACCGGUUCGUCACAUAUGGACAUCAGUCAGAGGAACGGCUAGACGAACUCUUAAAUAACGUCUGUGAGCUGAGGAGUCGACUGCUCGCUUACGGUGUUCAGGAUGCAGAUCUGUCAGUGCUGCAUCAAACUAUGGCCCAGUGCUGUAAGGAGAUCAAGGAAACCGUGCAGAUGCUCGCCUCAAGACACAAGGACAUCCACGGCAGCGUGUCCAAAGUGGGCAAAGCCAUCGACAGAAAUUUUGAUGCGGAGGUGAGUGCAGUAGUUGCUGAGAAUGUGUGGGACUCUCCAGAGAGGCAGAAAUACCUCAGUGAAACUAUCGUUGAACACCUGUAUCGACAGGGCAUGCUGAGUGUUGCAGAAGACCUCUGCCAGGAGUCUGGUGUAGUAAUCGACAUGAGCAUGAAACAACCCUUUCUAGAGCUCAACCGCAUUUUAGAGGCUUUAAGAACACAAGAUCUCAGACCAGCUUUAGAAUGGGCAGUGACAAACCGUCAGCGGCUGCUGGAUCUGAACAGCACCCUUGAGUUUAAGCUGCACAGACUGUAUUUCAUCAGCCUGCUCAACGGGGGCAUCGGCAAACAGCAGGAGGCGUUACAGUACGCUCGACAUUUCCAACCCUUCGCAUCACAGCAUCAGAGAGAUAUUCAGAUCUUAAUGGGCAGUCUAGUGUACCUCCGCCAUGGGAUUGAGAACUCUCCGUACCGCAGUCUUCUGGAGACAGACCAGUGGGCUGAGAUCUGUAACAUCUUCACACGGGACGCUUGUGCUCUGCUCGGCCUCUCUGUGGAGUCUCCACUCAGUGUCAGUUUUGCGUCCGGCUGUAUGGCACUUCCUGUGCUCAUGAACAUCAAGCAGGUCAUUGAACAGAGACAGUGCAGUGGGGUUUGGACGCAUAAGGAUGAGCUGCCAAUUGAAAUAGACCUGGGGAAGAAGUGCUGGUAUCACUCAGUGUUCGCCUGUCCUAUCCUGAGGCAGCAAACAUCAGAGAGCAAUCCUCCCAUGAAGCUCAUCUGUGGACACGUCAUAUCCAGAGACGCUCUGAACAAACUCACCAAUGCUGGAAAGCUUAAAUGCCCGUAUUGUCCAAUGGAGCAGAAUCCCUCAGAUGCCAAACAGAUCUACUUCUGAUGUCUCUCUCUUCUCUCUUCUGGAUGAAACGUUGAAGGCAGUUCAGAUGAUUCUCCUUCACAGGCAACGAUGAGCCUCCAGUGGCGGAUUUAACCCCUGAAAACGCCGCCACCUUCCUCUCCAAAGCUUUAGUUUCCAGAGGCGGGUGGCCACGGCAGCGUUCCUGUAGAAGCAGAGGGAAAAAAAAAAAAGACCUCGGCACGUCAUUCUUCUUUUCGCCAGUACGUAUGUGUGCAUUUCGCUUCCAUUCGUUUUAAUUGCAGAACAUUUUAAGUUCCCAUUCUCGAACGCCUCCUAAUUUUUUUAUUUUCAAGCAACCGGGUGUGAUGCAUCUGUGCGGGUUGCCAGAUCACAUCCACAAUUUCCUCUUUUUAAGAUCACACACAGAGAUCCUUUGAUUUAAACUUGCCUUUUCAGUAUGUAUAUUAAACGUGACAUCCGAUAAUAAAGACUGCGCAGGUUAUUCUACACCAAUCACGUCUCCUUUCAGCAUAAUAAAGGCUUGGAAUAUUCAUGAGAUGAUAUAAGUGCGGGUUUGCGUGCGGAAGCCUUUGCUCUGUGUGUGUUUUUAAGAGUUGAAUUAAUAAACAGCAGUGAUUUGUGACUAUAACGUUUCUCCAUUAGUGUAAUUGCAUAUGUAGCGUAUUUAAUAAACACACACAUACACACACACUCUGAUCUGACUCGGCUUUCAGGCUUGUAUAAUCGAAACGGGUUGUGGAUUGAGUUUUUUUGCCAGCAGAAUAUUUGUCCAUUAUUGUACAGUUGACGGUAGACUGAGUGUGUUUUAAUGUUCCUCGUGGAGAUGAGCGUUUCCCAUAAUAAUAAUAAUCCCUGAAUGUAAAGUUCACUCUGUUUAUAUGUGUACAGGUGACGCUGGAGUAAUAUUUGAUCCCUCAGGAUAUUCCUCAUUGGCUUUAAUGUAACUGCUGAUUAAUGCGUUUCACCAUAGGGAUUGUGUUUCUGGAGGUGUGCAUGCAGGAGCAGAGCGUGUGGUUUGUAAAUUGCUCUUUAUUUUGCGGUGAUUGAGCUUUUCUGACAGACCUGAAACCCAGUGGCUUAUUGGAGAUCAAAAAACUAACUUUACUUUCUCUGAGGUGGAUGAACCAGCACAGCAAAUGAUGUCCGAUAUCGUUUUUCUUUUAUUUCGGUAAGGGUGAAGUCUUUCCUCUUGUGUGGCCACUGAUAAUAAGUGUUGUCUGUUUGUUCAAGUAGACAAUCAUUUAUUACCUCCCUGACGUUUGUGAGAUUGAGGCAGAGUAACGUGUGUUAUGAUCUGAGAUUAGGCAAAGUGUUUUCUUUUAGUUUUCAUUCAGUGGUUUGAGUAAUGACUCUGCUUUCUCUACUAACAACUGCAAGGCUAAAUAUUGUAAAUAUUUAUCUUCUGACAGUACAGUAUGUUUAUUAUACUUGCAUCUAAAUAAUAAAAGAUUUAUACUCAA